CACCGAGAGGGGGCGGGAUUCCAGGCGUUGGCCGGCCGACGGCGGAGGCGGCGACUUGGCCCGGGGCGCUGCUUCUGGUGGGAACUGCUGCCUGGAAGCAUGUGUCCCUGGAUGCUAUUCUGGGGCCAUUAGCACUUCCAGAGGCUUGGCCCCUGCUGCAUCAGGUUUGGGACACUGGUAGGCGGAACGUUCCUGGCUGUGAACAUGACGAAGAUCCUGGUGGCCAAACUGCUGUGCCUGGUGGGGGUGUUUGUCCUCAUGCUACUCGGCUCCAUCCUGCCCGUGAAGAUCAUUGAGGCCGAUUAUGAGAAAGCCCACCGCUCCAAGAAGAUCCUCUCUCUCUGCAACUCUUUUGGAGGCGGCGUUUUCCUGGCCACAUGCUUCAAUGCCCUGCUUCCUGCUGUGAGAGAAAAGCUCCAAGAAGUUCUGAAACUUGGAAACAUCACCACAGACUAUCCCUUAGCAGAGACCAUUAUGCUCCUGGGGUUCUUCAUGACUGUAUUUGUGGAGCAGGUCAUUUUGACCUUCCGAAAGGAGAAGCCCUCAUUCAUUGACCUAGAGACCUUCAAUGCCGGCUCUGAUGUGGGAAGUGACUCAGAGUAUGAGAGCCCCUUUAUUGGAAAUGCCCGUGGACACAACUUUUACCCAGAGCAUGGUCAUCACUCCCAUGGCCAUGGCUUAAAUGUUCAAGAGCUCUCUCGUUCCAGCCCACUCCGCCUCUUCAGCCUUGUGUUUGCUCUGUCUGCCCAUUCUAUCUUUGAGGGUUUGGCCUUGGGCCUGCAGGAGGAGGGGGACAAAGUCAUGAGCUUGUUUGUUGGUGUGGCCAUUCAUGAGACAUUAGUGGCUGUGGCUCUGGGGAUCAACAUGGCGAAGAGCUCAUUGCCAAUGAAAGAUGCAGCCAAGCUGGCUGUCACGGUGAGCUUGAUGAUCCCUCUGGGCAUCGGGAUUGGUGUGGGCAUUGAAAGGACCAAGGGUGUGGCCAGCAGUGUGGCCUCAGUGCUCCUACAGGGCUUUGCAGGAGGAACUUUCCUUUUUGUGACUUUCUUUGAGAUAUUGGUGAAAGAAUUAGAAGACAAGAAUGACCGUCUCUUGAAAGUUCUCUUUUUGGUGUUGGGCUAUGCAGUCCUUGCAGGACUGGUGUUCUUCAAGUGGUAGGUGCAAUGAGAAAAGUUUCACCAAAGCACUCCCCCCUUUCCAUGGAGGCUCCAGGAAAGUAGAGCCCAAGUCUGAAGGAUGCUCCAUGCUCUUCCCCACCUCCCCAUCCACCAGCCAGCAAAGAGGAAGAACUGCUACUCGUGAGCAACUUGUACAGAGGAGGGAGUGUUUCCCCAAACCCAUUGCUCAAUGUCCCGGCACAUUGGGCCUUCAGGUGGUGCUGAGCAUGUGGGCUGCCUGUGUGUGCUUAUGAGUUAGAGCUCGACAUUCGGAGGGGAUCUGCAUCCUGCAGAGUUCUCCUGUAGGUUGUAAUAUGACCCUCCAACUUUUAUAUAUAUAUAUAUAUAUAUAUGUAUGUAUAUGUCAGAUGUGUGUGGUGAAAAGCAGCGUGACCUCAUGAUUGAAGAACACAAAGGAGACACAAGUGGAGAUGAAGGCUGGGGAACAGAUUGGGAAAACCACCAUUCAGUGGUUAAUAACAUAUAGACACUCCAUUUUUCUCUGUCUGUCUCUCCCUCUCCUUCCCUCCUUCCCUCUCUCUCUCUCCCUCCAUUCCUCUUUCUCUCUCUUUCUCUUUCCCUCUCUCUCUCUCCUCCCCUCUCUUCUCUUUCUCCCUCCCCUCUGGGUUACAAUCAGUAUCAUUAACACAUGGACAUUCCAGGUCUUUGGCCUGACUUGGCCCCGACCUCUCAGAAGUCUCCUCUGCCUCUGUUUCAGUGUGUUCUGGCCAUCCUGGCCUCGGUGAUCCAGGAAGAACACUGUUGGUAGGAUUUUGGUAGAAAACCCCCAAAGCAGGGGUCACCAGAAGUUCAGUAGGAUAGCUGCUUGGGUACUUUGUUCACAAGCAGCCCAGGCUUAAGGUCAGUUACCGGCAUUUGGAUGGAGUGUGCUCUGCUUGCUAAGGUUAUGUGCUUACUACUGAUAGGAAGAAGGGAAGGGAGGGGGGUGGGGUUCUACACAUUUUCCUUCCUGCCCUAGAUUUACUAGCUUUUGAGAAAGCAUUGUGUUUUCUGUUUUAUGCUCUUGCUAAUUUCACAGCAAUGUUCCUUCCUGCUGGUGACUCGGGGCCACCGGCUUAUUCCAAUCAGGAGGCGUUGAUGAAAUCUGUGGGGGGGCCCAGCCACAGCCACAUACCAGGGUUGUCACCUGGUUUUGCCAGGAGGGCAUGAGUGGCACAGCUUGCCCAGGAAACAGAACUUUGGAGGCACCUGAGAAGAUGAAAGGGAAUGGAGGUUGUGCACUUCAAAUACUGUCAGGAAAUGGCUUAGGUAUCCUUAUCAUCUGAGAAUCAGUAAAUGUCUGUGUAUAGAUAGCUUUUGGUUUUAAUUGCACCAAAGACCUGAGUUAAUUCAUUGUUGUUGGAGUAGAUUGGUUUGGAAGCUACAAUUGACACAGCUUCCAGAAAGCUGAUUAGAAAAGUGGUACAGCCUGGCAGUUCUAACCCUUGCAACCUCUUUAGUUUCCUUUAUGUUUUGUCUCCCUAGUUCUUGGGAUCAGGGAUUGGCCUAUUUAUUCACUCAACAUACUCUCCACCAAAACCCCAAACCCACAAAUUGAACUACACCCAGCCUCCUUGGAGGCUAGAAGGGUCUGGGAGGUAGGUUGGAAUAGAAUCGGGGCUCCAGUCUUUACAGCUGCUCUUGCUUGGUUUGCUACAAUGAAACAAAGGAGCCAUUGAGAAGAAUCCAGGUCUCUGUCCUGCGUGGCUCCUGAUGGUCUAAUUUUCAGGGACUAAACUUUGCCUUUCAUAUAUGGUUCAAUGGAAGGGGCCCUGGACCAGGAGUCAAAGCUAGACACUGCCAACAGCUUGCUAUGGGACUCUUUGGCAGGUUACUGCCACAAUCUGAGCACGUAAAAAGAGGUAGAUGGAUUAAGUGAGCUGCUCAUUCCAAUCUUCAGUUCUGUUCUAACUUCCCUUCCAGGUCUAAUAGUCUGUAUUCUUCACUCCAAGCUCCCUUUAGUCUCUGACAUUCAAAAUCUUUAAUCCCAUUAAGCUCUCACAGUCUGUUCUACGCUUUAAGCUAACUUAAAACAUAGUCCCUUAAAUCAGUUCUAACCCCUGAUUAUUGGUGCCACCCUCACCAGCUGUCAGCACUAAUAACAACUACUCAGCCAGUAGUUGUGGCCGAGGAAAGGGGGCAGGCUGCAACAAUGCUGCCCCCUCUGACCCAGGAAGAGGGAAGAUGGCCUUCUCUCUGGAGAUUUCCACUCCAGAAGAUCCCAACGCUUUCCUUUGGCUGUUUUGGCUUUACAUACGUUGUCUGUCCCCCUGGAGCAAGUGGCUUCCACUCUGCUUCCUUUCCUUCUGUCCCCUUCCUUAACCAUUGCACAGGAGCCUGUGGGUUUAGGGAGUUGUCUUUUGAAGCUCUUUUGAUCAUCGUAAAUAAAAAGACUCAGCAGUGGCUCCUCUUCAGAUUUAGUGGGCGCCUGUAAAUAGGUAUUUAUGGGAACUGCCCUCCAGACUGCUAAGCUUUCUAACUUUGCUCCUAAACCCCGGGGUUGAUGGUAGCUGUGACUGGGCUUUAGUGGGUUUGUGUGUUCACAUGAUGUUUUGCUCUGCUUUUGUUGGACAGUACUCUUCUCAGACAGCUCUGCCCACCCCAUGCUUGGAGCAUCCUUGUUUCUGAUGUCAGGAGGAGGGUACACCCUCCCUUCUUGGUUCUUAAAUGAGUCCAGCACAAUGUGGCCUUGGAGUACUUAUUAUGCCAUCAGCCAAUGACCAGUGACCACUGCUCUUUGACACCCUUGAGCAGUCCCCAGGUUGCAAAGUGAAUUCUUCUGCUUGGAGCUUUGGGUGGGAGGUUCAGAGGCUGACCUGGGGGCAGCGGAAUGGAGAGAGCUGCUGAGGGUGGCUUGGGUUUUUUGUUGAAGAGGGUGAAAGGGAAGAGGGGUGAGGCCCCUCUCCUAGCUGGCAAAGGAUCAGGAGCUGCCUUAAGGAGUAUAGUCAUGGAAAUUGAGCUUCUCGUGGAAAGCUAUUUGUGCCACUGUCUGCAUGACAGUAUCAGAAGGUGGCCAGCAUAUCAUGAAAUGGGCAAGGCGGCCAAGCAAAAAUUCUGGGAGUGGCUUUUUCUGGCUUCUUCAGAACUUCUCAGAGAAGCAAGAUUCUCCAGUCCAGAGGGUCUGUUUGCUCCUUAGCUCAUGAGAGGGUACAGGAUUAAUCUGCCCUGGUGACUCUUACCCGCUGGAUCAGAGACUCAGAAGAUGCUUUUACCCUCUGGAGGAGUGAGCCACGUGGGCAGGACUGCUGGCAAGUCACUGGGGUGGAGGGGAGGCACCUUGGGACUGCCAGGAAGCUUGUUUACCCUGUUGGAAGCUCACCUUCCCUGCAGUUGGCCUAUUUACCACACGGACCAUCUGAAUCAGCACAACUUCUCCAGCAGAGCUGGCUCAGCUUCCCCCCUGGUGCUUUUGCUGUUUGAUCAAUUCUGAUUGGAAGCACCCAGGCCCAGCAUCACAUUCAGCCUCCUCCACCCUUAGCCUGGCAGCUGGGGGGAAAGACAGACACUUCAGCCUUCGGGGCCUCAUCUGUAAAACAAAGGCAGUUGGGCCAAAUGAUCUCUAAGGUCCUUUCCAAUCCUAAAAUUGUAUGAUGAUUCUGUAAUUCUCUGCUUUAUUUGCUGUACAUACUAAUGAGGGAAUAUUAAGUUCUUUCCAACACCAAAUUACACAUUUGUAUCUAUAAGUGGUAUCUAGAUGUAUGUGUGUGUGGAUGCACGUGCACAUUUCCCCACCAAAGGAGCCCUCUCAGCAUUAUGUAAUGAUGUGUUUAGAAUACCCAGCUGUGAAUAAACUGGCUGCUAUUCAUACCUGCAGAUCUCCCCUCCCCUCUGCCAAAGCCAGCACUCCUCAGUUUCCCAUUGUCUCUCUCUCCUGUAUUCUCAUUCCUCUAGGAGCUCAUGUGAAACAAAGAAUCAUGCUCAUGGAACCACUGCUGUGUGCUGUAGGCACCAAAAUGUGGUUCCCUUUUAAAAAUGUGGAAGGAGGGAGUGGAAUGGAAUCUGGCCCCUUCCUUAAUGAAUUCCUAGAAUCUUGAUCUUGCCCCGUGGCCUCCUUCCUUGUGCUAUGGUUAAAAGGAAAAGGAGACUUCCCUGUCUGAUAGCUCCGUCUGUCCUGGCUGUUUGCGGCUGGACUUGCUGGUACCUGUUACGUGGCCUGCUUUGAGAGGCAAUGUAGUGUUAUGGAAAGGAGAUUGUGCCGGGGGCCAAAAGACCUGGCUUUCCACUCUGGGCUCUGCCACUGCGCAGGCCCAAGACCUUGGACGAUCACCUGACCUACAGCAGAAAGUGUCACCUUGAGAUUCAGCUUUGCCACCUACCAGUGUCAGGGCCUUGGGCAAAUCGCUUACUUCUCUAGGCCUCAGUUUUGUCAUCUGUGAAAUGCCUUGAUCAGUCAGAUCCCUUCCAGUUCCAAAUUUGCAGCCGUCUUCUGUAAAGUCAUAACUGAUAGUUAAACAGCAUCUUAAAGUUUCCUAGCGUUAUCCUCACAACAACCUUAUAAGGCAGAUGGGGCAGUUAUCCUGGUUUUAUAAAUGAGGAACUGAAGGGUCAGAGUUUAAGGAAGUUGCCCAUGGUUAACUAGUAAGCAUUACAGCUCAACUUCCAACCGGGUUUUUCUGAGUCCAAACUCAAAUUCAAUUAAAAAAAUAUUAAUUAAGUUCCUUCCUGCCGUGUGCAAGCCAUUGUGCCACACUAAAACAAAGGGGUUGGCCUAGAUGUGCUUUCAGAUCACUCUCAGUUUUAAUUUUAGUUUUUUGGGGGGUUUUGCGGGGCAAUGAGCGUUAAGUGACUUGCCCAGGGUCACACAGCUAGUGUCAAGUUAUCCGAGGCUGGAUUUGAACUCAGGUCCUCCUGUAUCCACAGCUGGUGCUUUAUCCACUGCACAACCUAGCUGCCCCCACUCUCAGUUUUAAAAGUUGAAAAAUGGUUCUAGUAACUAAUGGCCACAGAAAAUUGAAACGUAUUAAUGUUCCCUUGUCCGGGUUCUGGGUUUAGAUUCCUUUCCUCUCUGUCGUCUAGGAAGUCAGUUUGUAACAUAGUAGGGAUGAAAAGCAGAAUGGGACAAGAACCACGUUUAACCAGAACCACAGUGGAGAGCUCUUUAAAACAAUGGGGCAAACCUGUGUUUGAACAAGAACAGGAGUAUUCAUUGAAAGCCAGGGCUAGGCAGGCCUUAAGUACCCAGCUGCAGGUGACUAGGAAGAAGCAGCAGUCAUUGUCCAAGUCCCUCCGCUGUUUGAAAUGAUUCCCUUCAAGCGAAGUAGCCCAUGGAAGCAGAAAGGUUUGAUUUUCCAUAUUUUCCCCCCAGAAAUUUCUAGAAAGAGAAGUGGGCCCUGAGGGAGAACACUGUGUGAGGGCUGCAGACUCCUUUGGAAGAGAAUGGGUACAUGGGUGGGACAGAUUUUGGAUGGUCUUGACUCACCAGGUGUGGGGGUCCCUACCCCUUAGACUGCGUCUUGUUUUAUUUUUUGCAGUUGUUGUUUUUGCUGGGCAAUGAGGUUUAAGUGGCUUGCCCAGGGUCACACAGCUAGUGUCAAGGAUGGAUUUGAACUCAGGUCCUCCUGAA
Molecule: messenger RNA, 6717 nt
Organism: Dromiciops gliroides (monito del monte)
Lineage: Eukaryota; Metazoa; Chordata; Mammalia; Microbiotheria; Microbiotheriidae
Gene: SLC39A3
Product: solute carrier family 39 member 3
Exons: 3
Coding region: 205-1155 (316 amino acids)
Biological process (GO): zinc ion transmembrane transport
Cellular component (GO): plasma membrane
Molecular function (GO): zinc ion transmembrane transporter activity
Source: RefSeq, a predicted model, not a curated record